GAUGGGGAGAUUCAAAUGAAAGAGACCCGGCCACUUCCAGAUGGAGCAAGAACACCAUUGCUUGAACAACAGUGUUUCUUAGCCAAAGAUCCAUCCACCUCGCCUUCUUCAACAGCCCAAGGUCAGAACUCAGAACUUAGAAGCUUCAACCGAUUGAAGGUGUCCACUAAAUUUUCAACACGAUCAAGCAUGUGCCAUUUGGGACGAAAGUAGUUGGAUAAUUGAUUUUCCUGAAUUGCAAAUUGCCGACUUUCAUCCAUGUUCAAAUGCCCACACAUCGCGGAAAAAAGGGUCAUCGGUUUAGGAAAUAGUUUGAUCGAUGACAAAAUUUUUUUUUUCUUUUUAAUAGGAAACCGUGGCAAUCGGAUUCCGAUUAGGUGCCGACUACUGUGAUUAAAAUCCGAUUUGGCUUGGGAUUUUAUAGACGACAUCACAAUAAGAUAUAAGCAGCUAUACUCGAGCCCUCUUUCCUGACACAAUUCCAUAACGUUGAGUCUGCACAAUUCAUCAAACAGUAAGAGGAAAGACUGCCUUUUUCACUUUUCGACCAGAAUAACAUAAGCAGCAGCAAAGCACCGCCAGGCACCAGGUUUGGAUUAAUUUCCCGGCUACGGUUUCGAUUCUGUCCUGGAACGGAAGAAAGAGGAACUCGCAAACUAAGGAAAGCCGACUAGCUGUUUGAGUAAUUGACUGACAGACCCAUUAACCCUCUUCUUCGCUGCUCCAUUACAGUUUGGAUUCGCCAUCACAGUUUACUAUGAUGUAUGGAGGAGAUGUACACCAGAACCCGCACCAGCAACACUAUUCGCCUGUCCCCCCCGGUCCACCGCCCAUGCAUCAACCAUACCUACAGAGGGGUCCAACACAGCUUCCGGGUCGGCCCCCCUCAGCAGCUUUGUCCACCACUGUUAAUGCUCAGCCACCUCCGCCCGAACAUCAUCAUCAUCAUGUACAGCCUCCUAAUCUCCACACUCAUCCUCCUCCUUAUGAGUCUCAUGUUGAUAACUUUCCCGCCAAAAGAAUGAGAAAGAUUGGGCAAAGGAGGGCUGUAGAUUAUACAAGCACUGUUGUCCGGUAUGCACUGAUUCGAAUGUGGCAACGUGAUUCGCGGUACAGGACUGUCUUACAACCAACGCCGGCUGCUGUUGUUGAUAUGCUGCCAACUACGGCUUAUUCAGACAAUCCAUCCACAAGCUUUGCUUCCAAGUUUAUACAUACUUCCCUAAACAACAAAAACCGCUGCUCCAUUAAUCGCGUUCUGUGGGCUCCGAAUGGAAUGCUCAUCACUGGAUCUCAGAGCGGCGAAUUUACCCUAUGGAAUGGACAGUCAUUUCAUUUUGAAAGGGUAUUGCAGGCUCAUGAUCAAGCAGUCAGGUCGAUGGUGUGGAGUUAUAAUGAUAACUGGAUGGUUACAGGUGAUGAUGGCGGUGCAAUAAAGUAUUGGCAAAACAACAUGAAUAAUAUCAAAGCCAAUAAUUCUGCUCACAAGGAAUCAGUUCGUGAUUUGAGUUUCUGCGCGACCGAUUUGAAAUUUUGCUCCUGCUCUGAUGACACAACCGUUAAGGUGUGGGACUUUGCUCGGUGUCAAGAAGAGCGGUCUUUGACUGGCCAUGGUUGGGAUGUCAAAAGUGUCGACUGGCAUCCUACAAAGUCUUUGUUAGUUUCAGGUGGAAAAGACCACCUUGUCAAACUUUGGGAUGCAAAGUCGGGAAGGGAGCUUUGUUCAUUUCAUGGACAUAAGAAUGUUGUGUUUUGUGUCAAAUGGAAUCAGAAUGGAAACUGGGUCCUUACUGCUUCAAAAGAUCAACUUAUCAAGCUUUAUGAUAUAAGGACUAUGAAGGAGCUUGAAUCCUUCCGCGGUCAUCAGAAGGAUGUCACUGCAUUGGCUUGGCAUCCGUUUCAUGAGGAGUAUUUUGCUAGCGGCAGUCUUGAUGGAUCGAUUUUUCACUGGGUUGUUGGGGAAGACGGUUCGCAGGUUGAAACUUCUAAGGCUCAUGACAACAGUGUUUGGGACCUUGCUUGGCAUCCCACUGGACAUAUUCUGUGCAGUGGUGGUAACGAUCAGGCGACAAAAUUUUGGUGCCGUAAUAGACCUGGUGAUCAAUCUCGUGAGAAAUUAAGUGCGGGCUUUGGAGAGCAGAGCACAGGUUUAAGCAUGCCUAGCGCUUUUCCUGGACUUGAGGGACCAACAACUCCAGUUCCAUAUGCUGCUGGAUUAAUAAGAAAUGAAGGUACUAUACCAGGAAUUGGAGUUCCUAUGCCAUUUUCGAUUGAUUCAUCUCCUCAGGAGGAUAAGAAGCCACCUAUGUCGGUUCCAAUGCCUUUUGGUGCUCCUCCCCUUCCGCCUGGGCCUCAUCCAUCUCUUUUUUCUGUCAGUCAGCCUUAUCAACAAAAUGCUCAUCAAGCACAGCAGCAUCAAGCAUUGGGUCAGCCUUCAACCCAUCAGUCUUUGUUGCCACAUGUUCAUAUACCUCCUCAGCCGCAACCUAUUAAUAGACCUUCAAGCCUUCCUCCUUCUAUGCAAGGCAAUAUGAAUCAGAUGGUGCCACCAAUGCCUCAAGGGCACUUCAUGAACCUGAACACCACGUCUUCUGGGUUACUGAAAAUGCAAGGCCCCUCUAUAGCAACUGGACACCAAAUGUUUCCGCAGAUAGGUGGCCUUAAUAGGCCACAAGCUGGGCAGAUGCCAAUAAUGCCAGGACAUAAUCCCUUCCAGCCUGGGAAUCCAAACAAUGCACCGAUCGGAAGCUUGCCAUCUAAUUUUAAUCGCAUCCCAGGGAUGCAACCACCGCUGCCUCGUGGACUUCCUCCCCGUAAUCAAAUUCAUCAAUGAAAAUUAGCAUAGAUGUAUAUCAGCUGCAGCCUAGAAUUGAGAUGAACAUGUAUUCUUUUUUUUUUCUUUGGUGGAAAAAAUAGAAGGGUUCUCUGAACCAGGUCAUACGGAUCUCUCUGCACCAUGCUGCUUCUUAUUAAAAACCUCUGUUCUGUUUUAUCUUGAAGUUGAUUUAUUUUUUAUGUGCAAAUUUCUUUUGAG
Molecule: messenger RNA, 3034 nt
Organism: Oldenlandia corymbosa var. corymbosa
Lineage: Eukaryota; Viridiplantae; Streptophyta; Magnoliopsida; Gentianales; Rubiaceae
Source: the annotation of a GenBank genome assembly